AUGGAAAACUCACCUAAAAAUCUGCCGAGAGAGACAGGAGUGCAAUACACUAGCGUGAAGAACCUAAUUGACAAAAAGGUCGAUUUUCAUUCCAAACCUGCGUUGUCCACUGUUUCUUCAUACCAGCCGGUUACACCUCCCUCUACUGUGAAAAAAUCAACACAUAAGGAUGAUGUGCUGGAAGCUCCUCAACCGAAAAAACUGCUACCGGCACUGCGAAAGUGCUCUUCAAAGACACGCAAACCACGUUUGAAAUACCGGCCUCAGCCGAAUUCUGUUUUCGAUUUGUCUCUAUACAUCUCUGGAGAACGGCACUCAUCGCAGUGUAGCGAACCUAAUGCACAAUUUUUACGCUACGCUUUGCAACAUAGCAGAAGAACAGUGGUAAUAGCAGGCGCAGGAGUAUCUACAGAUGCUGGGAUUCCUGACUUCCGUUCGUCGAAAGGCCUCUUUUCCACCCUAAAGGGCCCUGGAAUUAGUUCAGGCAAAGACCUUUUCGAUUACAACGUUGUUUACUCUAAUGCAGAAAUGGGCCUUCGAUUCAACCGUCUGAUUACAGACCUGCACGAGAAAUGCCUUGAGGUUACGCCAACCCGGUUCCACCAUUUUCUAAGUUCAAUUGCACGGGAAGGGCGAUUGCGUCGUUUGUACACUCAAAAUAUUGACGCUCUCGAGGAUCAAACUACACAUUUGCAUUCAAAGAUCCCGCUAGAAAAACCCUUUCCUCCUACAAUCCAGCUGCAUGGAAGUAUCAAACACAUGUCCUGCAACAAAUGCUCUAAAAUUUACGGACUUGAUCCAAGCCUUUUCAAGUUGAACGAACACCACGUUGAUCGUGAAGUUGUGCCGCUUUGUCCUCAGUGCUCUGAGUUUGAAGCUGUGCGUGCCAUUGCUGGCUUGCGUUCUCAAGGCGUUGGCAAACUACGGCCACGGGUCGUCCUGUACAACGAAAUCCAUCCCGAGGGUGAGACUAUUAGUAACGUGGUGAUGAAUGAUCUCAAAAACAAACCCGAUUGUUUGAUAAUAGUUGGAACCACGCUCAAAAUCCCAGGCGUACGAUCUAUGUGUAAGCAAUUCGCUCGUAGUGUGCACAACUCCCGGGGUAUUGUGAUUUGGAUCAAUACGGAAUUGCCCGCAAAGACCAUUGAGGACUUUGUUGAAUGCAUCGAUUUGAUUGUUGUAGGUGAUUGCCAGAGGAUCCUAGAACUCUUGGGAUAG
This is a messenger RNA of Lachancea sp. 'fantastica', 1218 nucleotides long. Lineage: Eukaryota; Fungi; Ascomycota; Saccharomycetes; Saccharomycetales; Saccharomycetaceae. The record is from the annotation of a GenBank genome assembly.